AUGUUGGCACCAGAUGAGAUUAUCGGGCUACUAGACUACUGGAAGUAUCUUCUGGUGAUCGGUACCCAGCCCAAAGAGGCCGACUUGGUCUCAACCUACAACAUCAACAAGGAAUUGUACCAGCAGCUCGUGAAGUAUGAGCCUCGGACGCGUGUCAACGAGACCGGGGCCAUGAUCAAAGCGGCGAUGUUUGAUUACUUCAUCAGCAAGUUCCAGACUCAUCCCACCGUUCCCUUCGACCACAUUGCGCCGGUGAUUGACCGAUUCGCUAAGCUUUUCCCCGACGUGGAAUCGUUCUUCCCCACCGCGGAGGAAGUGGUCUCCCGACUCAAUUCAAUGCACCGCCGCCCUGCGUCGGGGCUUCAACGUGAGCGUGAUUACAUUGUUCUGCAGUUCCGAGGGUCUUAUGAACCGCAAGAUGUCUUCUGGUUCCAGGAGUUCACUGUCGUCCAUAACCCUCGCACCUUCACGUUUCUGGUGGUGGGGAACAUGGCGGCCCUGGAGAUAUUGCCACCAUUGGUGGUAUCUAACUGUUCGGUGAGACUGGCGCUGUACCAUCCCAAGGGUCUUAAUAAUCUGUACACAUUGUCUACUUACUUGAAGAACUUGGACAAAGUGUUUGAGGCGCGUCGUCGUCGAGUGAUGUUCAUCUGCCAGAAUAAUGUCAUGGUUGAUGUCAAACUCAAAAACAUUGAAAUCGUUAGAAUCCUGACACUUUUUGAUAAGUAUAUGAGUAUAAAAUCGAAGGCGUUGCAGUUACCGGGUGACUUUGGUUUGGUCUCCCAUUUCAAGCAAUUGCUCGCUGCUCAACUUGCAAAGCUUCUGACGUUUCCUGACGAUGUUAUUCUUGACCAACUUCUCAUUACAUACAAUCAAGAGGUUCAAAAACUCAAGCAAGCUGAAGGGCUUUACUUUUACCAGCUCAACAUCAUGAAACUGGCAUGGCUCGGGGGCGAUCCCGAGAAGGUGGUGCUGCACAACCCGCUCGUUAUUUCCGAUGGUAAGGGCUUCUUUAUGAGAUCGACGCCCGUCACUGAUAACACGAAGUUAAUCGCCGACUACCAUUAUCUGAUAAAGGAUUUGUAUUACAUCAUUGCCUGCUAUCAGAAAUACACCAUCCCUGGCUUUAAGCUGCACCUGCUGCUUCUGGAAAUUUUAUCAUACCUUCUGUGUCAUGUAAAUCCAUACUUUGCUGAGAACCUUCCAGAGAUGCUGAAUCCGCUCAACCAGUUCUUGAAUACCCUCCUUACUCACGUACGUCCGGGCUAUGAGAUGUCAAUUGCUGACGAGAAGUUUGCCGUUAUUAACCCGGCUCACAUCACGCCAAUGAACGAACUUGUUGCCCAAGAAAAGGAAACGCUCCCAUCGACACCGACUGUCGACCUGCAUUCGAAUUUGUACAAUACUGCUUACGAUGAGAAGAUCGAAUCGUCUAAUUAUAUCCAAUUGCGUUUGCCUCCUGACAUCAAUGUUGUCGCGAAAAAGCGGCCUGGCGAUGAACCGCCGGCAGAGCCCGCAGUCAAAAAGAUCCGUGUUGUUCAAAGUGCAUUGAACUCACACUUGCCGUUUAUUUCUCGUGAGGGGUUCUCCGACGACGAAGAUGACGACGCUAAUGAAGAAGACUCUUUCGCUAACAUUGCGUUGACCCAAAUCAAAAAGCGCGAGGUGUCACGGUCCAGUAACAACGAACUGUCGGGUAUUGCUCAAUCCACACCCCAAGUGAACAAGGCUAAUCAAGGUGAUAACGGUACUCUGAAUUCGCCAUCAUUAGCAAGACGUCGUACAUCGGCUAACAAAAAUCCGUUUACUGAUGGCAAUGUCGAUCCUGCCCUACAAUCCGUCACUUCGAAGAAGGCGCCUGUCGAUCAAGUUGUCCCUGACGAAUCACCGGCAACACCGCCGCGGAAGCAACUUCCUUCGACGGCCUCGCACGCUCUGCAGGAACACUCGCUUCCUAAUAUCCUGCCAGACAUGUCGCCGUCGCCGUCGCCGUCUCCGGUGCAGGAUGAUAAACUACCGGAUCUUCUGCCUGAUGUCAUGUCGCUGGAUAUCGAGGAGAUUGAGGUUUCAAGCGACGAUGGGGAGAUCGCCAAAGUGCGUGCAGAAAAAGACGUCUCUCACGACAGUGACCUGGAUGAAGAAAAUCGCACCACCAUUCGCCACCCGCAACCGCUGCAGGUGAAACAAACGCCGGUUGAUUCGGCUGCUAAACCUCCAACGAUACCCCCGAUCGAGGGAUUAGUGGAACCUGAUAGUCCCCUGGAAGAAGAAGAGAUCGAAGAGAAUGAAGACGAUGACGAAGACGACGAUGAAGACGAUGACGAGGACGACGAUGAAGACGAUGACGAAGACGACGACGAAGACGACGACGAAGAUGACGAUGAAGAUGAAGACGAAGACGACGAUGUAGAUGAGGACGAGGAAAUGGAAGAUGACAUUGUCGACGACAUCCCUACGCCGGCACCAGUUGUCAAGUCCUCGCAGGCCGCGAAUUCCCAGCUGAACCCUCUGAAAACCCAACAACUUUCGAAGUCACCUGCUCUAAAACAAGCGGCCAGCACUCAGUCGAAAGAGUCGGUCACUCCCAAGUCUACAUCAAUGUCUCAAGCUCCUAAGUCUCAAGUGGCAAAGCCUUCACAGCUGAAAGUUUCUUCGCCCCCGAAGCCUACAGGGAAGGAACCGGCUUCACAAUUAUCAAAGAGCACCAGUUCAUCGAAAAAACCCCACGAAGACGGCGCUUCGGAACAGCCUGCGAAAAGAGCUAAGACGCUGCCGCCAGCUUCUACCACCAGAUCGUCGUCGCCCCCGGCUGAAGCUACCCCAGCUGUUGUCAAGGCGACUCCGACCGCUAAGACCACCCCGGCGACUGCUAAGGUGCCCGCGAGCAUCAAUACACCUACGGUGGCUAAUGACUCGCCGGCCCCGAGCACUCCUACGGCAACCAAGAAUAUACCCGCUGCUGUGAAGACCCCUUCGACUAUCAAGGACAUCCCUGCUGCCAUAAAGGCCACCCCCACCAACACCAAGGCUAUUCCCGGGUCUGCGAAAGCUACUCCCGCAGUUGUUACGGCAACCCCCACAUCUGUGAAGACCACUCCCGCAUCUGUGAAGGCCACUCCUGCUGUUGCUGUGACCAAACCCUCGCCUAGCACGGCGAAUGCUUCUGCCGUAAAGAAUAUUCCUUCUGUGAUCAAGUCUACUCCCGUUUCAGCGAAGGCUAAUGCUACCCCGGUUAAAGCCACUCCAGUUGCAGCUAAAGCUAAGUCUCCCGAGGCCCCGGUGCUGGCUAAGCCUGUGGCUGCUCCUAAGCCGAAACCGUCGCCGCAAACCAAGGACUCGACGAAAGCCGAUAGCAGCUCGGGCGAGUCGGACUCAGAGUCUGGUCUGGGCCUGUCCAGUUCCGAAUCUGGAUCUGAAUCUGGUUCCGAAUCGGAGUCGUCAUCUGAGGAGUCGUCGAGCUCGGAGUCGGGUUCAGACUCUAGUUCGGAGUCGGACUCUGACUCAAGUUCUUCUGGCUCAUCUGGGUCUGAGUCUGAUUCUGGGUCUGAGUCUGGCUCUGAUGGUAGAGUGGCGUCAGACCUGGACGAGGAAAUACCUCUUACGCAGGCCCGUCGGCGAGACAUGAAGAGGAAAUCAGCUGAAAGAAAAGCUGCAAAAAGAGCUCUUAGGGAAUCCAAACCUCGUGUGAGAAAAAGGGCAGUGAAGGCUGCAACUGCUGCCAAACCCGCAGCGACUCCUGUGAAGACCCCAACUAAACCAGCAGUAACUACUGCCAAGCCAGCGGCUACUCCUGCUAAAACUCCUGCUAAGACUCCUGCUAAGACUCCUGCUAAAGCUGCUACCAAAGCUGCUACCAAAGCUCCCGCAACUCCUGCUGUUAAAGCUUCCGCAACUCCUGAUACCAAAGCUCCCGCAACUCCUGCUGUUAAAGUUCCCGCGACGCCUGCUGCUAAACCUUCGACGCUGGCGGUGCCGUCGCUCAAGAAACCUUUGGCUACGGUCACAUCGCCCGUGUCUGAAAUGGGCACUGCAGUUAAGAGUCCGAAAGCGGCGGCUAAGUUCAAGCCCAAAAUCGUCGCCCGCCCCGCAUCACAGUCAGCAACUCCAACGACAGCACGGGUGAAGGACCCUUCCAGUGGUACGUCGUCGCAACCAGCGUCAACUUCCAGCAGCGCCACCAAGGCCAAACGGGGGUUGCCGCUGUUGAAGCAACUCCCCAAGAUCGCCAAGCCCCAACUUGCGACGCUUUCGUCGAAAGUGGUUCCGUCAACGACGGUGGAGUCGAAGGCGGCGAAGCCUCAGCCAGCGAAGAAGUCGGUCAUCGAGAUCUCGAGUGAUGACAGCAGCAGCGACGACAGCGACUGA
Molecule: messenger RNA, 4365 nt
Organism: Diutina rugosa
Lineage: Eukaryota; Fungi; Ascomycota; Pichiomycetes; Serinales; Debaryomycetaceae
Exons: 1
Coding region: 1-4365 (1454 amino acids)
Source: RefSeq, a predicted model, not a curated record